AUGCCCAAGGUAACCACCACCCCAACCAUCGAGAGGGCGCGUGCGGAGAGUGGUCCCUUAUCCGCUGCAGCGAAGGCGAAGACCCUGCGUCGCAACCAUGCCUGCCACCAAUGUCGAAAACGGAAGAUGAAAUGCGACGCGAGACGGCCGAUCUGUGCUACAUGCGAGCGGUCUCAUAAGCACUUGCAAGCUCACCCGCCUCCUGGGAUCGACAUACCCGACGAAGUUGACUGUACCUGGGAUGAACUCCCUGAUCCCAUGGAUUCUCCGAAACAUAAGAUCGCCUUUCUUGAGAGCCGAGUCCAGGAGCUCGAGGCGAUACUCUCGGGCAAGGACGCAGGCUUUCUUUCCUCUGAGAGUCCAUUGGAGGAGGAUAAGAUGCAUAGUCCUGGCGAGGAUUCUGCGACGACUCUGGUCUCUGAACCUGGCGACGUUGCAAUGGGCGACGCAGAUCUCACAAAUGAUGGGUCGGAUGAUAUACCUGUGAUCGAUCUUGACCUCGGUAAAGGCGUCUAUUGGACGACUUGGCCAUCCGAGCUUCCAGAACCCGAAACCGUUGAGCCACUAGUAGAGGCUUUCUUCCGCUUCUACCCCCAUGCGGAUAGGCUCUUUCACAGGAGCACCUUCAUGUACUGGUUAUCACUCCCCCCGACCCACGAUAACUUCCCAUCCCCAGCUGUGUUGCAUGCGAUCUGCGGCGUGGGCAUAAUGUAUGCUCAGCAGCCCGGCCUCACGCCGGCACCUUUCGUUUCAAAUCUGGUACAUGCUGACUCUGAGAAGCACGUAGAGCUUGCGAAGAGUCUCGCGGAGAAGGGCAUCUUGCGUGGUACUCAGCUAGUGCAGAAUCAGCAGGCCCUUGUCAUUGUUGGAUGGUGGUACUGGUGCCAUGCGAAAUGGAUCGAAGUGUACAUGUUGUCUGCCCAGGUUCUUCGUGCCUGCCCGCCAUUGGAUCUGAGCCGGGCCCCAAUGUUUCAGCCUCUCACAAAUGGGACCAUGGUCCCCUCACUUCUUGCAGCACCUAUCGAUGCGCAAGAGGAGGAGACGCGUCGGAAUGUGUUUUGGCUCGCUUACGCCCUCGAACGUCUCAGCGGGUGCGGUAAUGGAUGGCCCUUGAGCCUCGACGACAAGGAUGUCACUCAACUUCUGCCAGUUGAUGCGAUGAGCUUUGCACUUGGAAUGUCCUGGCCAGAACUUCAAGAACGGGAUCACCCUUUCAAGAAGGACGUUAUUCUCACGCACAACGCUGAGCAUAUUCACCCUUUCGCACUAUUCGUCAAGGGCUGCUUAUUGCUCUCGCGCGUCAAGUCUUACAAUAUGCGCUUCGAACAUCUGAAGUUUGCGGGCGAACCGUCACUGGAGCUAGCUGAUACUACUCUCCAACAUUGGUCAUGCUUGCAGCCGAGUAUAAGACCUGGGUAUGACCCCGAUCGUGAUCCUCGUCGGAAUGAUGCGUUCGUUGAACUUGAUCAAAUGGCCUUCAAGUUCAUUCCGUCCUUCCCAGCACAUCUUCAAUCGCCGUUUAUGGAAGGGGCCAUCGACGUGCACUUGUAUCUGUCCCACCUCAUACCUUACGUCGCAUUGAUUCAGUUACAUGACCCACAUGCACACAUCACAUCUAUGUCAUGUCUCUCCAGUCAACGCUUGCUCAAUUCCUCUCGCGCUAUUCUGAAGCUGCUCUGCGACGCACAAUCUGUUGCAGGAUUCGAGACCGUGCUUCUUGAUUGUUUUAUCUUCUUCUGUUGGUUCAUGGCUGGGAGGACACUCACACGCUUCUGGCAUGUGGCUCUGCAAGUUAAGUCCGAAGAGCAGAUGGGUGUUUUCAAGGCUGAGGUUCAGCACAUUGCGGCGGCGCUCCAGGCAUCUGGUUCUCGUGUUCCAUUGGCCGGGCGAUAUGCUAUCAUGCUCCGGGACCACUUCGAGCGCAUGAGUGGGCAGGUUCUUCAAUUAUAG
Messenger RNA from Peniophora sp. CBMAI 1063, 1950 nucleotides. Lineage: Eukaryota; Fungi; Basidiomycota; Agaricomycetes; Russulales; Peniophoraceae. The record is from the annotation of a GenBank genome assembly.